AUGCCAAAGGUAAUUCCAUUGGCACAUUCCUUUGCCAAAAAUUUGCCUGGGUCGAAUGUAAAUUCCAUGCCACCUUCGGUGGACCAAUGCCCACAAGGGGCUCAGACCACAGUGCAAAAAUUGGUUAUUCAAAAUAUGGCAGAAGGAAGCAGUGAAGAAAAAAUAGCUGACACCUUACCAUUAUUAGCAGUUUGUCCUGUUGUUCAGAAUGCACAGGGACAGAGAGCCUGUGAAUCAUUGCCCUUCGCAGUUUUUAACAAAUUGAAGCGAAGUGUGACAGAAAAUGGCUUGCAUGGCAUUCUUGAUGGGCUAAGAGGAGCCAAUACUUUAAUUCCAAACCUUGAGGCCUCUGAAGUUUCAAUGAAACAAUUGACUUAUGAAAAUGAAAAUGCUGAUUGCAAGACUGUUCUUAAAGCAAGUUAUCAGAAGCAGGAAACAGAGAUUGCUCAAAUGAUUAAGCCUUGCCAGAAUAUUGACACUGAGAUUCACAAAUCUACCCUCCGAGCAGCAGCUUUGUCUCCUUCAGUUCAUCCUACUAAAGACAGGCAAUGCCACAAUGGAUGGCCUUCCAGCCUGAGUUUAAAUGGGAGAACAAAGACUGUUGUGCCAGCUGAUUGUCAGUCUUUUACUGAAGCUAAAUUAGCAGAGCCAGCUAUUGCUUCUAACACAGUUGCUUUUAACACACAGUCUCCUGUGACAAAUCUGCGCCAUGCUGCUAAGGGCAGUGCUGGUUUGAAUCUAAUGGCAGCAGAACUUGCUACUUUUCAGUUCCAGUUCCCUAUAGAGGUUUAUAAAAUUAAGACAUAG
Podarcis lilfordi (Lilford's wall lizard) is the source of this 807-nucleotide messenger RNA. Lineage: Eukaryota; Metazoa; Chordata; Lepidosauria; Squamata; Lacertidae. The record is from the annotation of a GenBank genome assembly.